Leptopilina boulardi is the source of this 3733-nucleotide messenger RNA. RefSeq names its product prostaglandin E2 receptor EP3 subtype. Lineage: Eukaryota; Metazoa; Arthropoda; Insecta; Hymenoptera; Figitidae. Gene Ontology annotation, molecular function: G protein-coupled receptor activity. Gene Ontology annotation, biological process: inflammatory response; positive regulation of cytosolic calcium ion concentration; adenylate cyclase-activating G protein-coupled receptor signaling pathway. The record is from RefSeq and is a predicted model, not a curated record. The transcript is spliced from 15 exons. Bases 2291 to 3457 code for a protein of 388 amino acids. Gene Ontology annotation, cellular component: plasma membrane.
GUUAACUUUUCUAAAUAAUACACGCGAUAUUUUUUCAAUUUUCUAUAAAAAGUCAUAAAAAUUCGGUAAAGUGUUCAGUGUGUCGAAAAAUAUGUUCCAGUUGUAUUUGUAUUAUUUGCAUUGUUACACCUCCAUGUUCGAGGUGAUUAACCUCGUUUUUCUUUUGAUGAUGACGAUUAUAAAGAAUACUGCGAGGGAUUUUCUGUAGGAUCAAGGUCACCUCUUUCACGCCUUCAAUAAUCCUUUGAUGAAGGAUUUUCCAAUGGAAACCAUCACCCCCCGUUUGCAGCACUUCUUCGACCGAUUCUAUCCUCCAUGGCAGACUAUUUAAAACUCGGUCUAUUUUGACGGUUAUUUUUCACAUUUUUUGAAUGGAAAUUUAACUUGAAAGUAGGGAUCUCCGAGGGCUAUUUAGUUUGAAAGAAUCUCCCUGCAGCUGCAAAUUCAUCAUUAAGGAGGAGAAAAAAAAAUGAGGUAAUUCGGCUUCUGGUGGAAACACGUGUCCAUGUUGUUUUUCAAGACAAACCGAAGCACCAGCUCGUUGCCAUAAAUUACGGAGAUAACGCGAGAGAGCAUUGGAAUGCCGCGGCAACAUAGCGCAGACCUUUUAAUAUGGGAGUGUGCGUGAGGAAAACUAAGGAGAGCAAUCAUUUUAGUGGAUCAACGAGAUUUAUGAAAUUCGAUGUGCAAUUCACAGGAAUACGAUUCUAGAACUAAAGGGGGACACAUGGACCAAAGACAAUUAAUUCAGCGAAUAUACCAUUGAACUUUGCAAACAAAAAUGUAAAUAAAUAAUGUUUAUAUGGAAGAAACUUUCAUUUGUACACUGAAGUAUAACCAGUUGCCUAUCAACAGGCGAAGUAAAUUAGCUCCGAUAUAAAGAAUGCGGAAAAGAAAAACUCGCGUGGUUGAUCUGAAGAUGUGUGCCGAGAAAGAAAUCUGAAAAAGUCACGUCAGAGGUACAACAAAAUGAUCCAUUCAACUUGUUUUCAUUCUCUAUGAAAAUAUUAUUAUAUCGACAAUGGAUGAGAGAGAAAAAGAAAGAAGAAAAAGAAGAUAUAUAUUCAAAAUAAAAAAAAAAAAAAAAAAAUCAUUGAAUUAUCAUGAAGAAGAUUUGAGAAGAUGCGCAAAUUGUUUGCGCGCUGACCCACAAUUUUAUCAGCAAUGUGUCUCUAUAAACAAAACUGCUAGGACCUCGUGUUUUUGAUUCAGUGAGGCGGCAACUGUGAAAUGGAAAAAAUAUUCUCGUCAAUUUUUUCCAAUUUUUUUUUCAAUAUUCCGCAGUCAUUUGACGAUUUAAAAAAAACAAAUUAAUUAAAAUCAUCAAUUUUUCAUCAAUCAAAAAAUUGAAGGAAAAAAAAAAAUAAAUGUAUUUUCAUUCAACAAUCUUGGGAGAAGAAAAUUUCUUAUAACAAGUGAAGAUUGUAUUGUGAACAUUUAGCUGUUUACCAAAAAGAAUACAUACCUCUUUCAAAUUUUUGAUAAAUUUAUCAAAAAGUGAAUUAUCAAAAAAGAAAAAAAAAUUUUAAACUAGUGAUUUAAAAUUUGUGCGAACUGUGUUUUUGAUUAUAUUUGAAAACUACUUUCUGGCUUAUACAGGUAUAAAAAACAGAAAAAGGUUUUAUUGCAAUGUUGCCAGAUUGGAGAAUGAUAAAAAAAAAUUUGGACUAUUCAAAAGAAUUGUGACUAUAUUUCUACAAAAGAGUUAAUUAUAUAUAUAUAUAUAUAUAUAUAUAUAUAUAUAUAUCCAUCAAGAAAAUAAACCGGUUCAUUGAGAAAAAAAAUGUCAAUCUUUGAAGAUGACUUUCACAUAUCUCCAAAAUUCAUUUUAUGAUUUUUCGUUUAAAAAAAAGAAGCUUAAUUAAAAAGGACAAUAGAAAAAAAUUCUAAUUCUCAACUGAAUAAUAAACUCACUUCCUUAUUUAAUGAAAUAAUUUUGAAAUAAACACGCAUGUUUCAUUGACACUAAAAAUUAUUUAGUCCCAUUAGAGAUAAUGAAAAAGUGAGGAACAAAUUUUUUAAUCACUCUUCAAUAAAAUGUCACGCGAAGAUAAUGAAUUUAGAAAAACGAGGAGAAUUUUCUUCGAAUUAUCAAUGUAUCAUCGAUGAAUUUUCAUGAUAACGUUUCAAGAAAAUGUUUAAAAUAUAUAUAAUAGAAGAAGUUGAGUAUUAUAAACUGAAAGUUGUAUAUGAGAGAAAAAAAAUUUUUUUCUUUUAAAAGGAUAUCGAUUAAUAUUAAUUGGUUAUAUGAAAUAGGGGUACAAAGUGUAUAGUAUAUAAAAAUAACAUCAUGGAAGUUACAACAUCAUUUGAUCAUUUAAGUAUGACAAAUAUUACUAAUGAUAAAAUGGUGCCCUAUGUGAGUUUUGCAAAACAAAUGCUACUUACAAUGGUUUACAUUGCUGGUGUUGUGGGCAAUGUUUCGGCAUUAACAAUACUUUUUCAUAAAGACAAGAGAAGGAAUCCAAAGCAUUUAUUGAUGCUUCGUUGUCUCGCUACUAACGAUUUGGUAGCAUUAUUGGGAAUGUUGGUGCAAAUGUAUGUGACAAUUUAUGUUAAUGACGUGCAAUCAUCUCAAAUUGUUUGUUCAUUUCGUGUGAUAUGGAGACUUUUUGGACUCUUUAGUGGAUGUGUUGCCAUUGUUAUGGCAGCAGAAAGAUGGCUUGCUUUAACCAGACCCUUCGUUUAUCAAAAGCACGUGACAUUUCCAGUAAUUGUGAGAUUCAUGUUGAUCCUUUGGUUGGGAGCAGCGGCAUUAACAACAUUGCCACUUUUUGGAUUUGGUCUUUAUUUUAAAAAUGGAAAAUGUGGCCGAUAUAGAGAAGCCGAAGAAGCCGGUGACAUUGCGUACGCCUAUAUUUGGUUUAUAUGUGGCACCCUUCUUUGUUUAUCCAUUGUGGCGUGUAAUUUGGCAGUUUCUCGAGCACUCAAUCGAAUGGGACGUCGAACCGGAAAUAUAAGACGUAUUUCCAGAGCUUCAUCGAGAAUAAAGCCACUUUUAACGGUCGCUGGUUCAACACAAGAAGUAGUUGCCACCGCUGAAGAAAGAGCAUUUUCCCGUCUUAUGGCUGUUUUAUCAAUCUCAUUCGUCGUUUUUUGGAUGCCUCAAAUGAUAUCAAUUCCAUUGACGCAAUAUGAGCAUACAAUGCCUAGUAAUGAUGGAAAAGUUAUACGCAAAAUUUUCAAAAUCUUUUAUGGAAUUGCUGAUAUACUUUUAUGCAUUCAUUUUACUCUGGAUCCAUAUAUUUACGUAAUUCUGAGAAGGCGACAUCCACAUUUUGGUUUUUUUAAACCAUUGUGUCGUAUGUGUUGGACACCGAGAAGUAGAUCGAAUUCUUUAACAGGAACAACUGAACAUCAUUGUAGUAGUGCUGAUUUGCCAACACCUAUUACCGAAGCUCCAUCAACACCAGUCAGUGAGGUUCAUGAACCUCAGUUAGUUUCUGUUGCUGUAUGAAUCCUAAUUUUUAAAAAAUUUAAUUUAUUUGAAUUCAAACAAGAGGGGAAAUUAAUUUUUUUAUUUGUUUCAUUAGGUAUAAUUGUACAAAAUUUUUAUCAGAUUUACGUCUAUUAUUUACAAAAAAAAAAAUUUAUUUUUUAUAAACAUUCUGGUAUUUUGAGAAAUUAAGUAUUGAUGAAAUAUUAGGAUUUUAGUUACUUGAAGCACGAAAUUUGAGAAGUUCAGAAGUAUACUGAACUUCUAGAAUACAAAUUUUAAUAUACUCUUAUUAGA